Messenger RNA from Paramecium tetraurelia, 1386 nucleotides. RefSeq lists its product as uncharacterized. The transcript is spliced from 5 exons. Lineage: Eukaryota; Ciliophora; Oligohymenophorea; Peniculida; Parameciidae. The record is from RefSeq and is a predicted model, not a curated record.
AUGAUAUUUUUAUUAUGCAUCUCAUAUGUUUUAGCUAACUUUAAUACUUAAUACGUUACUGAUUAAAUGGAAAUCCAACAUACUAAUUUGAAUAGUUCCAAGACAUACUUAUUAUCUAUGAUAAUAACGCAAUUCCCAUAAAAUAAUUAUUGCUUACCUUUGCUUUAAGUUAUCAUAAAUAACGAAAUUUAUAAUGACUCAUAGGCAUAUUCUGUUAGGGCUAGAAUUCAAAAAGUAUAUAUUAAUGGAACUGGAAGUGUCAUUAUCAAAGUAAAUUGUAAUAUGUUGGAGUACUUUAAAAAUCCAAAAAACAUCAAUAAAACUAUGCAUUUUAAUUUGACUCUUAAUGAUGCUAAAUAACAUUCUUCAAUUUUAUGUUAAUUCCCCCAUUAUGGUUAAAACUGUAGUCUUUCAAUUUUGCAAAUCUAAAAGGAAUUUUCUGUGACAAUCUUAAUUCUAAACAAUACUUGGUUGUAUGCUUACGCAAUACUUGAAAAUAAUGAUUAUGAAGUUAUUGUCUAAAAUGGAGAAUCCUUAUUUGGUGUCUCCAUAGUUUCAAUUAACAAAUUAAAUGUUACUAUCCUUCCAUCAUUUUUAUAAAAUUUUGUAGUUUUGGAAUAAAAUAAUGAAGAAAAGGAAAUCUAAAUAUAUAGAUCUGAAGAUGAUUAGAAUAACGUCUAUAUCAUUGGUUUGUUCAAUUUCAAUUCAACUUAAAUUCAAGAAAUCACUAUCACGCUUACAGCUGGAUUAAAGAGUGAAGAAUUUCCUUUUUGGGUCACAAUGCUUUUGAUAUCUAUAAUAGUUUUUGGUAUGCUCCUAUUGUUAAUAAUUCUACUUCUUUUUAGACGAUAAUACAAAAAAUUAACUUAAAUAAAACCAGCUCUGGAUAAAAAAGUAAUAAAGAAAUAUAUGCCUCCAUAAAAAGCAGAUUCCAAAAUGAUUAAAGAUACAUGUUCAAUUUGUUUAGUUUAAUUUGAAUUAAAAGAUAAAUAUUGCCAAACUCCUUGCAGACAUGUCUUCCAUGAAUAAUGCUUAGUUGAUUGGACAACAAAAUAAGCCAAUUGUCCAGUUUGUAGAUAAGGUUUACUUGAAAAAGAAAUUAAUGAAUUAAUGGAAAUCAAGAACAAAGGAAAUCGAAAUGUCGAAGACUUAAAUAUAGAGGAAGCUCUGAAAUCUAAGGAUGAUCCACAAUCACAAACUUAUAGGAAUUUUCCUUUACUUCAAUUAUCAUCCUCUCCUUUUCGAACUUAGUUAAAGAUCGAAUUGGAUUCCUCUCCUUAGGCACAAAAUUCACCUCCCAUACUUUAAUUUGAAGGGUCUCCAGAGAAUCGGGCAAAUAGAAACCUAUGUUUUUAAUCGGAUGGCAUUGUAGAAUCAUAAAAUUGA